GAGACCCGGGACAUCGACGCACAGGUCAGGGUCCUGGAGCAGCAGAUCGCCAUGCGCAGGCAGGUAAAGCUCGGCACGGAGAAGGAGGAGGAGGAGCUGGCGAGCCUCAAGGCGGAGGCAUGCAGAAGCGAUGGCGCGCCGCCCCACCGGGCUCGGCCGGUGUCAUCGGUGGCGCAGGACCCGGAGCCACGGGUGCAGGCACACAGCAGCGAUGGCGCGCCGCCCCACCGGGCUCGGCCAGUGUCAUCGGUGGCGCAGGACCCGGAGCCACGGGUGCAGGCGCGCAGCGGCGAUGAUUCUCCGCCCCACCGGGCUCGGCCAGUGUCAUCGGUGGCGCAGGACACGGAGCCACGGGUGCAGGCGCGCAGCGGCGAUGAUUCUCCGCCCCACCGGGCUCGGCCCGUGUCGGCGAUAGCAGCCCAGGGCCGGAGUUGUCUGUCUGGCCCUGGCUUUUGGGAGCCACUGCCAGUGUGCACGAAGUGCACGCUCGGACGGGUCGUCGCGGAAGAGGUGGCCGAGUCGAGCCCGAUCGAGAAGGUGGCGAUGCAGGUCCUCGCCAGGCAUGUCGUGCGGCUCGGGGGCUCUGGACCAGGCCUCGAGGGCGCGGUGCUGCGGGCGUACAGGAGGGCCCCGCUGGGCUGCGAACAGUGGCGGCGCUGGGACUUCCUCUCCCGUCCGAGCGGGCUGCGGGCGUACCUGGAGGAGAAGUGGCGCGUGGAGCAGGUGUAUGCCAGGUGUGGGCGUGCAAUGCGGAAGAGCGACGAGGAGGUACGAAGGGGGAUUCCGCUGGAGGCGCUGGUGCGGAAGACCCCUCGGAACCCUGAGGUGCCUGCGAUGGAGCUCCUUGAAAAAGGUAAGGCGCCGAAUGCUGAGCCUGGCGAAAAGAUUGAGCUGUCCAUCACGGACAUCAGAUUCGCGCAUGACUCUCAGAGGGAGCACUUCGGCCACCUCGCCAAAGCCAAGGCCAGCGCCGUGCAGCGCGGCGUGCUUCAGCUGGCCGUGGAGCUGCUGAUGGGUCUCACGGAUCCCCGGAAGGUGCCGAAGUUCAACGUGUGCAGGCACGACGACCUCUGGUACACCUUCACUGGCAACCGUCGACUGGCCGCCCUCCGCAUAGCGAGCCUCUUCGCGCCAGACCUCAUCCCGAAGCUGAGGCUGCGGGUGUGCGAGGCGAACGAGAUGUUCUUCUGCGGGCAGGGGCCCUUCCCGGCCCGUUACACCACUGGGCGGAACGGGCCCGAGUGCGCCGGCAGGUGGCUGAUCAUCAAGGAGACGGGCGAGGGCGUCGGCCGCGUCCUCGAGGGCGACUUCGGCGAGUACGGCUGCGACCUGCUGUCCCUGCUGCCCCUGCCCGAGAGGAGGCCCGAGCGCGUCGCCGAGGGCGCCGGCCCGGAGGCGGCGCCGCCCGAGCCUGCCGGCGAGCCGGGCGCCGGCGGCGAGCUCGCCGGCAGGCCGCGGGAGCGGCCGGAGCCGGAGGCCGCGGCCGCAGGCGCCGCGGCCGCCGGCGGCGGGGCGCCGCACCGGGACGACGAGUUCGACCCGAACCGCGACUGGCAGGAGGUGGCCCGGCGCCUGGAGGCGGCUCCCGGCGAGGGGGACGCCGCCGCCGGCGACGAGCGGCGCGGGGGCAGGCCGCCGCCGAAGCGAAGGACAGUGGAGGCCGUGGCCGCCAGCGCCGCGGCCUCCAGCGUGGCGCCGCGCCCAGAAGGCGAGGAGCCGGAGGACGACGACGAGUUCGACCCGAACCAGGACUCGCGCCGCCAACGCAUGGUGGCGGCCCGGCAGCAGCGCGGCCAGGGCGUCAAGUGAGACGAGGUCGCUUGCCCCGAGCGGCCCACGCGCACCCUCCCUGAACCUGCGGCUUGCUGCACGACGCCACCGAGCACGCCGACGCCGCCCAAGCAGGGAGGGGGCUCCGAGCAGCACCGGCAGGGGGCGCUCCGCUGGCAGCCGCCCAGCGCCGCCCCAGCGGCGCCGCAGCGCCGCUCGCCCCCGCAGAGCCACCGUCCCCGCGGCACCUCGGCGCCGCCCGCGCAGCGCCGCGCGUCCGCGCCGCGGCUGGUUGCCAAAGCGCAGCUCGGCCGUACAGCGAGGAGCACGGCCCGCGCCUCUGGCGACCCCCCCCUGCGCGCCGUGCCCGGGCGCGCCCCGGGCCAGGGCCGCCUCCCGGCGGCGCGCACCCCGGCGGCCGCCUCUGGCUUGGCAUCGCUCGGACGUGUG
This is a messenger RNA of Prorocentrum cordatum, 2220 nucleotides long. The record is from the annotation of a GenBank genome assembly. Lineage: Eukaryota; Dinophyceae; Prorocentrales; Prorocentraceae.